Molecule: messenger RNA, 1700 nt
Organism: Cydia pomonella (codling moth)
Lineage: Eukaryota; Metazoa; Arthropoda; Insecta; Lepidoptera; Tortricidae
Exons: 1
Coding region: 1-1338 (445 amino acids)
Source: RefSeq, a predicted model, not a curated record
AUGAAUUCAUUCGCCAUAACAAAACAAGUCAAUGAACUUGAUGUCACAGCAGAAUUUAUGAUAGUAGCCAUGGCCGCGACUAACAUACUGACACAUUUAAAAGGUAUUCAAAUAUCACUACUGGAUACAAUUACCGAUAUACACAAUGGGCAUAUGAACGUCAACUUGAUAAGCCCGCAACAACUACAAAAUGAAUUAAGCAUCAUAUCGGGACAGCUGGAUAAAGAACUAACACUACCUAUUAAUAACAUUCAACUUGACUUAACAAACAUUUACCAUCUACUGCGAAUUAAAUGUGUCAUGACAAAACGAUACAUCCUUUUGGAAGUACGCGUCCCAUUAAUUAGCAGAGACAACUUCGAUUUAUAUAACAUUCAAGCCAUACCUAGACAAGUAGGAAAAAACAUGUUAGUGGCGAUACCUAUAGAAAAACAUAUCGCAAUGAACCUUCCAAAAGACUCCUACUUACCUAUGACAACAAACGAGUUAGAACGUUGUAUGUCACGUGACUCAACAACAUAUUUAUGUCAAUUGACCAGCCCUAUCUAUAAAAUGAAGAGCGACCUCGACUUUUGUGUAAGAGAAGUGAACACCGUAGAUAGGUGUAAAACUAAUAUUAUUACCUGCCAAAACAAAUGGAUAAGCUUGUCAAGGAUAAACCAAUACCUAUCCUUUUGCUGUGACAAGUGUAACUUACGAAAUUUGUGUAAAGAUCAAGUUACCGCACAUCAGCUGACUGGCGCAAACAUUAUAAACAUUCCCGAAGGUUGCAUAGUAAAAAUGGAAAACUUGACUGUAUACACCCACAACAAGAAGGAGAGCACACUCAACAUAAGCCCUGAUGUAGAAGUUCCGAAUAUUGCCCCAAUUAAUCACGUAAUUAACAUAACAGUUCAGAAUAUGGAGAUGGAAACGACCACAGAUGGCAAAGAUGAUGGCACUGCGUUAUUAAGGGAAAGCAUAGAGCAGAAAAUUAAGAUGAUGAAAGAAGAACAACCCUUAUCAAAUGGGGUAUCCAUUCAUGAUAUACACCACUAUACCCUCAUCUACGGUAUUUUGAUAGUUGGAGCGAUAAUAAUCCUUUUCCUCGGCUGGCGAAGGAUGCAGUCGCAACGAGAGGCUGUAGCAGCAACGUCAAGACAAGCGGCCGAGGAGGUCCCCAGCCGGGAAGCUGGGACGCAGCCGCAGCCCUCCAGGCGCAACAUCGACUGUGUUGAAUCUAGUGAGCCUAGUGAAAGUGCGCGAGUGCAAAUAAAUGACCGCGAGAGUGUUCUCUAUACAGAGAGGGGCACGACCCCAGUGUUAAGAAAAAUAGCGUUUAGUGACGAUUCUAUGUGAACAUAACAAUUCUUUAUAGGACUUUAAGUUUUAUACAUUUUUAUUUGUGAUUUUAUACAACAUUUGUACACGUUUUAUUGACAUACUUCCAUUUUAUGAUUUUUAUAAUUUAAAUUUAUAUCGUAUUUUCUAUCUUUUGCCCUCGGCAAGAUGUUCAGUGCACAUGCACCGAACACGUGAACACGUGACAGGCGCCCGCGACCCAGUUUAGUUUGGCGAUGCGGCCGUUUGCACAAGUCAAUGCACUUUUCGGAACCGUCGCGACCGGAUGCAUUCCUAACAAUUUUAAACAUUAACAUUGUAACAUUUGUACUUAACAUAAUUCAUGUAGCAUAACAGUGUAAUAAACAUUCUGGCAUAUU